AUGGAACGCCUCUACGGGAUAUGUUUAAGAACAAAAACAGAUAAUUUAAAAAUAUAUAUUGUGGCUGUUGAGGCUAAUGUGGCUGUUGCGGCUGUUGCGGAUGUUGAGGCCGCAGCAGCUGUUGUGGCUGUUGCGAAUGCUGAGGUUGCAGCUGUUGCGGAUGUUGAGGCUGCUGUUGAUGACUGGUGA
Ambispora gerdemannii is the source of this 189-nucleotide messenger RNA. The record is from the annotation of a GenBank genome assembly. NCBI's taxonomy places the organism in Eukaryota, Fungi, Glomeromycota, Glomeromycetes, Archaeosporales, Ambisporaceae.